UUCUAAUAUUGCGUGGUUGAACACCUUCAGAAUAAUAUUUACACCACACGUCUACUCUUCUCCAGCGCCAGAUAAUUCGACAUCCUCAGCGUCGACUUACGCAGCUCCAAUUAUUGCCAGGCAGAAAUUCCCCACGCGGCUAAGCUAGGCCGGCCUAGUUUGCAUUCGAUUCACCCAGCCGACUCAGACCUCACCAAGGCUUAAGCUGCACAAGCGACCUGACCUCCAGCCAAAUCCACAACUCUCCGGUGGCAACAACCAAGCCCUCGUGCCUGUUCCCUUUAUCGCGAAAAAGAGUUUCUUCACAAUGUCCGGUGAGGCUUGGCUGUACCUGUUGGCGGUGUUGAUAAACGCCGUCAACCUGUUCCUCCAGGUAUUUUUCACAAUCAUGUACAGCGAUUUGGAGUGUGAUUACAUCAAUCCUAUCGAUCUCUGCAACCGCCUGAACGCCUACAUCGUACCUGAAGCCGCUGUCCACGCCUUUUUGACCUUCUUGUUCGUCAUUAAUGGCUACUGGCUCGCUAUCAUUCUCAACCUCCCGUUGCUUGCCUACAAUGGAAAGAAGAUCUUCGACAACCAGCACCUUCUAGAUGCUACCGAGAUCUUCCGGAAAUUGAAUGUUCACAAGAAGGAGUCUUUCAUCAAACUUGGUUUCCACCUUUUGAUGUUCUUCUUCUAUCUCUACAGCAUGAUCGUCGCACUGAUUCGCGACGAGACCCACUAAAUCCGUAGCAAGUGACCAUGCUAUUCACGUAUGACCUUUUAUCCGAGAUUCUAUGCGAGGAAGUCAUACGAAGUGGAGAACGAGCAUUCCCAGAAGUUUGCCACUGGAGGAGAGAGUAGGCCCUUUGGAGUACUGGUCCAGACUGGAUAACUUUUCGCUGAGAAACGGACUAUGAGUGACGACUGGAGUUUGCUACUGAUUUAAAGAAUGGUUUCGAACGAGGGUUGUUGGCUGCGACGACGAUAAAUGGCACUGGUUUUUUUACCCUUUCGACGAUCUGUGUGUGGGCAUGAUGCUCCGCAGGGGACUGUGAGGUGUGUAAAGGUUUUCUCUGUGCUUUUAAAGUUGUAUAUACCUCUUGCGCGAUUUAUCAAUCGCCCAAUCAAUAUACCUAAUUUAAGA
Molecule: messenger RNA, 1126 nt
Organism: Talaromyces proteolyticus
Lineage: Eukaryota; Fungi; Ascomycota; Eurotiomycetes; Eurotiales; Trichocomaceae
Product: putative ER-derived vesicles protein ERV14
Exons: 5
Coding region: 308-724 (138 amino acids)
Biological process (GO): endoplasmic reticulum to Golgi vesicle-mediated transport
Cellular component (GO): endoplasmic reticulum membrane; COPII-coated ER to Golgi transport vesicle
Source: RefSeq, a predicted model, not a curated record